Alternaria arborescens is the source of this 804-nucleotide messenger RNA. RefSeq lists its product as hypothetical. The record is from RefSeq and is a predicted model, not a curated record. Gene Ontology annotation, molecular function: oxidoreductase activity, acting on the CH-OH group of donors, NAD or NADP as acceptor. The coding region runs from base 1 to 804 and encodes 267 amino acids. The transcript is spliced from 3 exons. Lineage: Eukaryota; Fungi; Ascomycota; Dothideomycetes; Pleosporales; Pleosporaceae.
AUGGCAUCGCUUGCUAGAUUACUCCCAGGUGUAGCAGUCAUUACAGGCGCUGGAGGGACUGGCAUUGGGGCGGCUGUCGCCAAAGGUUUCGCCCGAUCAGGCUGUUCGCGGAUCGCAAUUACCGACUUGAACCCGAAAACCCUUGACCAGACCAAAGACGCCAUCCUAAGCAUCAACCCAUCUGCUCAAGUCUUCCACAGAGCUGGAGAUGUCGCUGACGAAAGUUUCGUUGACGAGUUCAACGACGAGGUAUUUACCAAAUUCAAAAGAUUAGAUUAUGGUGUCAACUGCGCGGGUGUACUUGGGGGCGAUGUCAUCAAAGCAGUGGACAUGACCACUGAGCACUUCGACCGACUGAACGCUAUCAACUACAAGGGGUCGUGGCUUAGUUGUCGCGCACAGUUGAGAAACAUGCUGAAACAGAAGCCUUUGGAUCAGCAUCCCAAGCAAAGGGGUUCAAUUGUCAAUAUUGCGAGUCAGCUCGGCAUCGUGGCAAGGCCGGGUGCUGCUGCGUACUGCGCCUCAAAGGCUGCUAUAAUCAAUAUGACACGUGCGAAUGCCAUUGAUUAUAGCGACGAUGCUAUUCGUGUGAACUGCGUUUGCCCUGGCGUCAUUGAAACGCCAAUGACUACCACAUCGCCAGCUAUGGUGGAGGCGUUGAAGCCUGCCAUUGAGAUAGCACCUAUGAAGAGGAUGGGUACACCGGACGAGGUCGCUGACGCAGUACUAUUCUUGUGUUCGGAACAGUCAUCCUUCAUUCAAGGGCAUGCGCUUGUUGUGGAUGGCGGCUACACAAUCAAUUGA